UAUGCUUAAUUUUCAAGAGAAACCAGAUACAGCAUGGUCCAUUUUGGUUGAACAAAUUUGGAAUAGGUUUAUUUUGCAACAUUGUGCUUGUUGUUUGGGCUAUAUUUACGACGAUAUUUUAUAAUUUCCCAUCAGUGAUGCCCGUUGAUGCAGGAAAUAUGAAUUAUUCUUCAGCCGUGUUUGGUGUUGUGUUUGUGAUUUUCUUUUGUGAUUGGAUUAUACGUGGCCGGAAGGAAUUUAUUGACAUAGAAGAGAGGGAGAGAUAUAAGGAUGACUUGACGAAUGAAUUAUCGAAUCAAGUGUCAAGAAUAGAAGUGUUAAUGUCUCAUCCUCACAGCAAGGGUUGA
This is a messenger RNA of Lodderomyces orthopsilosis Co 90-125, 347 nucleotides long. RefSeq lists its product as uncharacterized. The transcript has a single exon. NCBI's taxonomy places the organism in Eukaryota, Fungi, Ascomycota, Pichiomycetes, Serinales, Debaryomycetaceae. The record is from RefSeq and is a predicted model, not a curated record. The annotation marks the transcript as partial.